AUGGUCGCGACUCUGCUUCAGAGUCUUGCCGCUGUGUCUUCCGAUCUCUGGCCUUCGAUGUCCUCUGUCUUGUCUGCUCCGCUGAAACAGACCGGACGAACUCCGACGCCCGCUGCUCGCGAUACUUUGUCCCGGAACUCGCCUCAAGGGAAUCAAGUGCGCGUUCCUCUGCCGGGGUGCUUGGACUCCGUUUCUGUUGAGGCGCUGAGAGCUGAUAUGGUCAAUCGGCGCAUGCCGCGUGCAACAACGCUUUUGGGCGGAUCUAAUGCCCUGUCUCCUUUGUCAACCUUCGCCUCGACUCGUGCCAGCGCUGUCCCGGCUAGACGUGCAUACUCUACUUUAACGCCUUUCCGCCUCAGUUCGCUGCGUUCCGCGCCGAAGCCUCAAGGCCUGCCGAAGUUCAUGCAACAACGGUUUAUGUUUGGGGGAUCUUCGCAGAACCUACUGGCACAGAAGGAGAAGACAGCGAACAACAACCCGAAUAGCGCCAAUGCCCAGAAUGCCUUUUACCAGGCUCUUCUGCGGGCCAACAUGCCUGCCAUUGUCGUGGAAAGACACCGGACUGCUCAGUUUGCCAGCAACUCAACGACCGAAGCGAUCUACACACAAGCUCUGCAACGCGUGGGUGGUGCGGAUGCCAUUGCCUUUGGAGCCCAGAACCAGGGACUGAAGUCGGAGCAGCUGCAGGCUGUUGGCCAGGCAGUUGCUGCGCAAACCGGCGGUGGUCAAAUUGGAAUGGCAACAAGACAAAGUGGUACAGGUGCUAAGGACGCCCCACUCUACGUUGUCGUGGACGAAUCUCUGAGUAGCGUCAUCUUCCGCUGGGUUAAAUUCCUUCUGAUUUUCGGCUUCUUCGCUUAUAUGUCCCUCGUUGUGGUUACGAUCCUCAUCGAGAGCACUGGUAUUUUGAAGAACAUCCGGGGUUCGCAAAACAACGAGGCCAAGCCUGAGCAGCAGAAAGCUCGUUUCAGCGACGUUCACGGCUGUGACGAGGCCAAGGAUGAGCUUCAGGAGUUGGUCGAGUUCCUCAUCAACCCUGAGCGUUUCUCGUCGCUGGGCGGUAAGCUUCCCAAGGGCGUUCUUCUGGUUGGCCCUCCCGGUACUGGUAAAACCCUGCUUGCCCGUGCAGUUGCGGGAGAAGCUGGCGUUCCGUUCUUCUACAUGUCUGGCUCCGAGUUUGACGAAGUGUACGUUGGUGUGGGUGCUAAGCGCGUCCGCGAACUCUUCAACCAAGCUCGUGAGAAAUCCCCCGCCAUUAUCUUUAUUGAUGAGUUGGAUGCGAUUGGUGCCAAGAGAAACGAGCGCGAUGCUGCCUAUGUGAAGCAAACGCUUAACCAGCUGUUGACGGAGCUCGACGGGUUUUCCCAGACCAGCGGUGUUAUCAUUCUCGGUGCUACCAACUACCCACAGCUCCUGGACAAGGCGUUGACCCGACCCGGUCGAUUCGACCGCAAGGUCACCGUCGGCCUUCCUGACGUCCGUGGCCGUAUGGACAUUCUUCGACACCACAUGAAGGGCGUCCAAUUCAGCCCCGAUAUUGAUAUCGGUGUCAUUGCCCGUGGUACUCCUGGCUUCUCUGGUGCCGACCUGGAAAACCUUGUUAAUCAGGCCGCCAUCCAUGCCAGUCGUUACCGCAAGCCCAAGGUCGGCUCUAUGGACUUUGACUGGGCCAAGGACAAGAUCAUGAUGGGUGCUGAAGCUCGGAGUCGUAUUAUCCAGGACAAGGAUAAGGUGUCGACUGCCUAUCAUGAAGCCGGCCAUGCGCUCGUUUCUUAUUUCUCGCCGUCAUCCACCCCUCUCUACAAGAUCACCAUUGUUCCCCGUGGCAUGGCUCUUGGUCUGACCCACUUCCUUCCGGAAAUGGAUACCGUCUCGCGGAAUUACUCUGAGUUCCUGUCUGACAUUGCUGUGGCCAUGGGUGGUCGGGCCGCCGAAGAGUUGAUCUACGGUCCUGAGAAUGUUUCGAGUGGUAUUUCUGGAGACAUCCAACAAGCGACCGAGACGGCCUUCACUCUUAUCACUCGCUUUGGUUACUCCAAGAAGCUGGGCAACGUCGAUCUGUCCAGCAACUACGACAGCCUCUCCUCUGAAACCAAGCAGGAGAUUGAGGGCGAAGUCCGCCGACUGGUUGAGGAAGCCCGUGACAAGGCUACCAAGAUCCUGACCGAGAAGCGAAAGGAACUGGAGCUUUUGACCAAUGCCCUGAUUGAGUACGAGACCCUUACCAAGGAAGAGAUGGAGAAGGCGGCCAACUUCAACCCGACAGCCUCGACAGAGCAACCCCCUCACGCCACGGAGUAA
Penicillium argentinense is the source of this 2301-nucleotide messenger RNA. Its product is annotated as i-AAA protease YME1. The record is from RefSeq and is a predicted model, not a curated record. Gene Ontology annotation, cellular component: mitochondrial inner membrane. The transcript has 5 exons. Bases 1 to 2301 code for a protein of 766 amino acids. Gene Ontology annotation, biological process: mitochondrion organization; protein quality control for misfolded or incompletely synthesized proteins. Lineage: Eukaryota; Fungi; Ascomycota; Eurotiomycetes; Eurotiales; Aspergillaceae. Gene Ontology annotation, molecular function: ATP binding; ATP-dependent peptidase activity; metalloendopeptidase activity.